AUGGGGAGGACGCUGCCCUGGGAACAUGCCAUGUGUGGAGGGGACAUUGCCAGCCCGGCUGAGCCCUGUCCCCUCCUGUCACCGCACAGGGUGCCAGCUCUCCCGGUCAAGAACCUGAAUGGCACCGGCCCCGUCCAUCCCGCCCUCGCAGGGAUGACGGGCAUCCUCAUGUGCGCCGCGGGGCUCCCUGUCUGCCUGACCCGCGCCCCCAAACCCAUCCUGCACCCGCCGCCCGUCAGCAAGAGUGACAUCAAACCCGUGCCUGGGGUCAGCGGCAUCUGCAGGAAAACCAAAAAGAAGCAUCUCAACACAGGCAAGACCCCCGAGGACGUGGUGCGCCGCUACGUCCAGAAGGUGAAGAACCCCCCGGACGAGCCGUGCUUUUUUUCCAUCUGCAUGGAGCGGCGGGUUACCUCCUCGGGGUACGAGGGGGUGCUGACCCCCCGCGGCAUCAAGCCGGAGCUGGUGGGCAAACUGGGCAAGUGUGGGCACAUGUACCACCUGCUCUGCCUGCUCGCCAUGUACAACAACGGCAACAAGGAUGGCAGCCUGCAGUGCCCCACGUGUAAGGCCAUCUAUGGGGAGAAGACGGGGACGCAGCCCCCUGGGAAGAUGGAGUUCCAUCUCAUCCCCCACUCGCUCCCCGGUUACACUGACUCCAAAACCAUCCGGAUUGUCUACGACAUCCCCACCGGCAUCCAGGGCCCCGAGCACCCCAAUCCUGGGAAGAGGUUCACGGCGCGUGGGUUCCCGCGGCACUGCUACCUGCCCGACAAUGAGAAGGGA
Molecule: messenger RNA, 786 nt
Organism: Pterocles gutturalis (yellow-throated sandgrouse)
Lineage: Eukaryota; Metazoa; Chordata; Aves; Pterocliformes; Pteroclidae
Product: E3 ubiquitin-protein ligase DTX1-like
Exons: 6
Biological process (GO): Notch signaling pathway; protein ubiquitination
Cellular component (GO): nucleoplasm
Molecular function (GO): ubiquitin protein ligase activity
Source: RefSeq, a predicted model, not a curated record